This is a messenger RNA of Tricharina praecox, 1262 nucleotides long. RefSeq names its product cytochrome P450. Gene Ontology annotation, molecular function: iron ion binding; heme binding; oxidoreductase activity, acting on paired donors, with incorporation or reduction of molecular oxygen. The transcript is spliced from 5 exons. NCBI's taxonomy places the organism in Eukaryota, Fungi, Ascomycota, Pezizomycetes, Pezizales, Pyronemataceae. The coding region runs from base 63 to 1262 and encodes 399 amino acids. The record is from RefSeq and is a predicted model, not a curated record.
GUUAAAAGACCUCCGUCUCCGCCCCCACCGUCCCCUCCAGCUAUCCAUCCACCGUACGUGCAAUGUUUGACUGGAAGAUCAUCAUCACUGCUGUUGUGCUCUACAACGUCCUCGUCGCCAUCCGUCGGAUAUGGUUCCACCCGCUCGCUCGAGUUCCCGGGCCAAAGAUUGCCGCCGCGACGUAUCUCUACCAUGCGUACUGGAAGGUCUGGCGAGAUGGAAGCGUCAACCGUCUUCGUUCGCCCUACAGGAAAGAUCCGGUAGUGUAUUCGUGUCUCGGGCUCCCGCACGCUACCGCCUUCGUCAUCGACCAUGAACGUCAGAAGCGUGGCCGGGAGAUGUUGCACCCGAUGUUUCCGAAGCGGGCAAUCAACGAUGCGACGGGUCUCAUAAAUUCCAUGGUGGAGAAGCUCUGUGUGCUGAUGGAGAGGUUCGCGGACGAAAAGAAACCCGUGCCGAUUGCAAAUGCAUUCUGCUGCGUGGUGAACAUCAUCUCGGCGUACUCGUUCGGCAAGCCUUGGGGAAUGCUGGAUGAGCCGGGCUUCGACAGUCCCUGGGUCGAAAGCGUGCUUUCCAUCACCGACGGCUUUGCUCUCGGCGUGCAUUUCCCGCCCGUCCAAGCUGCAGUAAAGCUUAUGGCGAGGAUCAUGCCGAACGUCAUGCCCGCGCUUUCCGCCGACGCCGCGCGCCAAUCCGCCGGGCUCGCACCUCCCGAAACGCCCCGAACCGUCUACGACGCACUAUUGCACUCCCCCAAGGGCCACGUCCGGCCCCCCUACGAAACCCUGUACAGCACGUGGAACUUCCUGACCAAGUCUGCCGCCGUCCGAGCACGGAUCCUAUCCGAGCUCUCCACCGUCGUGCGCGACGAGAACGGCCGACUGCCGAUGAACCAGCUGGAGGCGCUGCCGUAUCUCAACGGGUUCAUACGGGAAACGCUGCGGAUGAAUACUUCGGCGCCUACGCGGCUCCCGCGUGUCGUGCCACGCGAGGGAUUGAUGUGUCUGGAGUCUAGGGUGUUUCUGCCGGCCGGCACGGUCGUGGCGUUCUCGAUCGAUAUGUUGCAUAAGGAUCCCAGGUGCUUUGAGGAUCCGCUGGAGUUCAGGCCCGAAAGGUGGAUGGGCGAGUGCGGGAAGGAGCUCGAUACCUGGUUGCUUUCGUUCGGGAAGGGGGAUAGCCAAUGCGUGGGGAUCAAGGUCGAUCAUGGGGUAGCACGGCUCAAGGGACGGAUGCAGGUGCUGGCGAAGAGGAAGUCCGAGUGA